Molecule: messenger RNA, 2303 nt
Organism: Poecilia reticulata (guppy)
Lineage: Eukaryota; Metazoa; Chordata; Actinopteri; Cyprinodontiformes; Poeciliidae
Product: tripartite motif-containing protein 16-like
Molecular function (GO): protein binding; zinc ion binding
Source: RefSeq, a predicted model, not a curated record
AUCACACAGUCUCUGUAACUGAGAAGAAAAAUGGAGGAGAAUCAGCUGGACCAAGAAACCCUAUCCUGUUCAAUUUGUCUGGAUGUACUGAAGUAUCCGGUAACUAUUCCCUGUGGACACAGCUACUGUAUGAACUGUAUUAAAUCCCACUGGAAAAAAGAGGAUCAAAAACGAAUCUACAGCUGCCCUCAGUGCAGGGAGACAUUCACACCAAGGCCGGUUUUAAAGAAAAACACCGUCUUUGCAGCUUUAGUGGAGCAGCUGAAGAAAACUGGACUCCAAGCUGCUCCUGCUGAUCUCUGCUAUGCUGGACCUGAAGAUGUGGCCUGUGAUUUCUGCACUGGRAGAAAACUGAAAGCCAUCAAGUCCUGUUUAGUCUGUCUGGCCUCUUACUGUGAGAAACACCUUCAGCCUCAUUAUGAUUCAGCUACAUUUAAGAAACACAAGCUGGUGGAGCCAUCCAAGAACCUCCAGGAAAAUGUCUGCUCUCGUCAUAAUGAGGUGAAGAAAAUGUUCUGCCGCACUGAUCAGAAGUGUAUCUGUAGUUUGUGUUUAAUGGAGGAACAUAAAGGUCAUGACACAGUGUCAGCUGCAGCAGAAAGGAUUGAGAGGCAGAGAGAGCUGGAGGAGAGACAAGGAAACAUCCAGCAGAGAAUCCAGGAMAGAGAGAAAGAUGUGAAGCUGCUUCAUCAGGAGGUGGAGGCCAUCAAUCACUCUGCUGAUAAAACAGUGGAGGACAGUGAGAAGAUCUUCACUGAGCUGAUCCGUCUCCUCCAGAAAAGAAGCUCUGAUGUGAARCAGCAGAUCAGAUCCCAGCAGGAAACUGAAGUGAGUCGAGUCAAAGAUGUUCAGRAGAAGCUGGAGCAGGAGAUCAGUGAKCUGAAGAGGAAAGACGMUGAGCKGGAGCAGCUCUCACACACAGAGGAUCACAACCAGUUUCUCCUCAACUACCCCUCACUGCCAGCACUCAGGGAGUCGACACCCUCAUCCAGCAUCAAGGUCCGUCCUCUGAGACACUUUGAGGACGUGACAGCAGCUGUGUCAGAGCUGAGAGCUGAACUACAGGAUAUUCUGAGAGAAACGUGGAAACAAAGCUCACUGACACUCACUGAGGUGGAUGUUCUACUGUCAGAAUCAGAACCAGUGAGCAGAGAUGGAUAUUUAAAAUAUUCAUGUGAAAUCACUCUGGAUCCAAACACGGCUCACAGAUGGCUGGUGUUGUCAAGGGAAAACAGGAAGGUGACAAGAAAGGCUCAACAUCAGUCUUAUUCUAGUCACCCAGACAGAUUCACUCAUUGGCGCCAGGUUCUGAGUAGAGAGAGUCUGACUGGACGUUGUUACUGGGAGGUGGAGAAAAGAGGGAGAGUUUAUGUAGCAGUCUCAUACAAGAAUAUCAGCAGAGCAGGAAGUGGGAAUGAAAGUUUAUUUGGAGGUAAUGAAGAAUCUUGGGCAUUAGAUUGUCACCAAAACCGUUAUAAAUUUGGUCACAACAACAUCUGGACCUCCAUCUCAGGUCCAGUUUCCUCCAGAGUCGGAGUGUACCUGGACCACAGAGCAGGUAUUCUGUCCUUCCACAACGUCUCUGAAUCCAUGACUCUGAUCCACAGAGUCCAGACCAGAUUCACUGAGCCGCUACUGGCAGGAAUUUGGGUUGGGUUUGCAUGUCAUGCAGAGUUAUGUGAACCCAAAGAGAUAGAACCCACUUAAGGUUUGGUGGGUUUGAUUCAGAAUCUUAAUCUUGCAACAGAUUUGUUCUUGAUUGCUGUUAUGUUGUUUCUAAACUGCAUAUAAAUCAGUAAGUAAAGAUUGUCAGCACUUGUUUUUCUUAAAGUCUGAUGUUCUUCAAAACAGCUGAUCAGCCCAAGAAUAUUUACUAUUUUCACUUUCAGGCUUUGAACUCAUAAAUAAAACGACAUAUUACUCCUCAAGUUGAAAAAGUGAAACCAGUGAUAAUGCUUUGAUAAUGUUAUUGAAACUCAUUUUGCUGAGUUAUUUUUAAUUGGUAAAUUAACAUUUACCAAAUAAUUUGACUAAUUAUCAAUGAAUUUGUAAUAUAUCAAUUUACCAAUUAACAUUACCAAAUAUUAUAUUGAUAAAUUGAUAUUUAUCAAUGAGACAGAAGAUAUUGUCUUUUUUGUGGACUUAAGCUGGUUUCAUGUUUUGUUGAUUCUUAAGCGGAGAAACUGUCAUAUUGCUUCACUGUUAAGCGGUGUUGGUGAUGGGAUGCUGCCCCCUAGGGGAAUGUUUUGUUUUUACAUGACAAUGGGUUCAGGAAAUGUAUAUUAUUGUGUCAUUAAUACUAG